GAUAUAUCAGCAUCCCUGACAGCAGCGCUUUGGUAAUCCGGAUACCAACUGAUUACUGUCUACUGGCCAGCGCUUUAAGGGUUCCAGCAAGGAUGCAAGUGUUGCUUAAGCAGCGAAGCGGCAUUCGGCCCUCACAGCCUGGCCGUCGGGCUGUACAGGUCCGCGCCGUGGCCGCACCCGUCAAGUCCGCUGCCGCCACCGCCAAGACACCCCUGGUCACCCCGGAGGUUGCCAAGGACCUCUACUAUGACAUGGUGCUUGGCCGCGAGUUUGAGGAGAUGUGCGCGCAGAUGUACUACAGGGGCAAGAUGUUUGGAUUCGUACAUCUGUACAGCGGCCAGGAAGCCGUCUCCACCGGCGUCAUCCGGCUGCUGCGCCCGGACGACUACGUGGUGUCAACCUACCGAGACCACGUGCACGCGCUGAGCAAGGGCGUGUCCGCGCGGGAGGUGAUGGCGGAGCUCUUCGGAAAGAAGACGGGAUGCUGCAGGGGCCAGGGCGGCAGCAUGCACAUGUUCAGCUCCAAGCACAACCUGCUGGGCGGCUACGCGUUCAUCGGAGAGGGCAUCCCCGUGGGCCUGGGGGCGGCCUUCCAGUCCAAGUACAGGCGCGACGUGCUGGGCGAUGAGAAGGCCGACUCGGUCACCUGCUCCUUCUUCGGCGACGGCACCUGCAACGUGGGGCAGUUCUACGAGUCGCUCAACAUGGCGGCGCUGUACAAGCUGCCGCACGUGUUCGUGGUGGAGAACAACCUGUGGGCCAUCGGCAUGAGCCACCUGCGCGCCACCAGCCGCACCUCGGGCGAUGUGGACCCGUACAUCUACAAGAAGGGCCCGGCGUUCGGCAUGCCGGGGGUGCUGGUGGACGGCAUGGACGUCCUCAAGGUUCGUCAAGUCGCGCAGGAGGCCAUUGAGCGCGCCCGCCGCGGCGAGGGCCCCACGCUGAUCGAGGCGGAGACCUACCGCUUCCGCGGCCACUCGCUGGCCGACCCCGAUGAGCUGCGCUCCAAGGAGGAGAAGGCGCGCUACCAGGCCCGCGACCCCAUCCCGCAGCUGAAGGCCUAUAUGCUGGAGCAGGGACUAGCCACGGAGGCUGACAUCAAGGAGAUCGAGGCGCGGGUGGCGGAGGAGGUGGACGACUGCGUCAAGUUCGCCGACGAGUCACCCAAGCCCGAGCGCGGGCAGCUGCUGGAGAACGUGUUCGCCGACCCGCGGGGCUUUGGGAUCGCGGAGGACGGGCGCUACCGCUACCAGCAGCCCGGCUUCAGCUCCGGAACCGCCGUGGUGUCGUAAAUGAGGUCGUGAGUGUGCCGAUGACGUGGGUGCGGGAGUGUACUGGGAAGAGGGAGAGGGGAGGGAGGGGAAGAGAAGAGUACGUUGCGAGUGAGAGUGCAGAUGUGUAAGAGGAAGGUGGGGAUUGAGAGGCGUAAUGUUCGUAAUGCGCCUUGCCCUGCGGGGUUUAGAAUUGGGUUACUGCGGGCAGGGAUUUGCGUUUUUUGGAGUGUUACAAGCGGUGGCGGCUGCAGACAAGUGCCGGCGUUGUGAGGGUCGAAGGGUUAAGUGUGAGUCUAAAUCACCGGUUUCUCCAUGCGUGGAAGAUGACAUGUACCGCACAAAGGAGGGAUGAAGACUGUGUCGUAUAGUACUACGGCUUGCUCCGCUCGAAUCUUGGGUUCCUAGCUUGUGUCUAGGGUGAGAGUGAGAGGGGGUCGCUUCGUUGCUCGAUCGGAUAGAUACCCGAAGAUUCGCAUACCCGAAGAGAGAUGUCAUCGUACACACGAUGCACACACCGAUCAGCGCCGUAACCGGCGUCGCCUGAUCAGCUUUUUGCCUUUCAUUGCUCGAUGAUGGACGGACGGGUUUUGUUUGCCGGUGAAUGCGGAUGUUGUGUGGGAAGGGUGUCCCUAUAGCGGGUAGCAGGUUGAGGAGGCAGAUGAAGCGAGUGCUUGUCACCUUUCGCUGCUGACAUUGUGAUAGGGAGACACAUUGUGAGUGCAAGUUUGGAAGGUCAUAUUUUCGCAUGUCGCUGACAGCAACUGCUGCUGCGGCGGCGGGCACUGCUGUUCAAUUUGUUUCUAUGUGUGGUCGCGAUAGGAUGGACUUCCCUUGUGCUUUCAACCCAUACCUGCACUGCAUUGAUUGUUUGCCUUGAUUAAAAGUCCCGGCUGAAAGGGCACAACGGCUCGGCAAUGCAACCUUGAUGCCGUUCCCCAUGUACAAUAACCGGAUGUAACAGUACGGUUUAUGUAUUGUAUGCUAUUGGCUGUUACUUCUCUUCCGUAACCCAUGUAAGUUCCCCUUCUAACAG
Molecule: messenger RNA, 2307 nt
Organism: Astrephomene gubernaculifera
Lineage: Eukaryota; Viridiplantae; Chlorophyta; Chlorophyceae; Chlamydomonadales; Astrephomenaceae
Source: the annotation of a GenBank genome assembly